This is a messenger RNA of Musca vetustissima, 423 nucleotides long. Its product is annotated as protein C19orf12 homolog. The transcript is spliced from 2 exons. Bases 1 to 423 code for a protein of 140 amino acids. The record is from RefSeq and is a predicted model, not a curated record. NCBI's taxonomy places the organism in Eukaryota, Metazoa, Arthropoda, Insecta, Diptera, Muscidae.
AUGCCCAUCGAUGGUAGAGAACUUAUUGAGGCCAUUUCAAUAUUGGCCGAUGAACGCAAUGUCCGUGUCACCGUCAAACAAUCGGGAAAGGGAGCCAUCAUAUGCGCAGCUUGCUGUUUUGCUGGUGGAGUACUAUUGGGACCUCCGGGUUUGGCGAUAGGUGGUGUUGCUGGUGGUGUUACAGCAUAUAAAAUGACCAAAGGCUCAUUCCGUCCUUUGGGUGAUGUGAUAAUCAACGAUCUAAAUGAUACACAAAAGGAACAAUUAGUACAACAUGUGACAAAUGCCGUCAAAGAUAUUCAUCCCACCGAUUUAGCUCUGCUAUUGCCACUGAUAAUGAAUAAUCAGUCAAUACAAACGGCGGUCUUGAAAACAGUUGUUAGUUUUGUAUCAAGUGAAUUACGUUUGCAGAUCAUCGAUUGA